AUGUGUAGGAUGACGCGAAACAUCCCGACCGAACUCGGGCUCACAGCCGAUUGGGUGGUCUACAAGGUGAAGUACGGCAAUGAGCUCCUCGGAAGUUUUGCCCGAGAGGAAACGUUUCGGGUAGCAGCAUUCCCGUAUGUUGGCGACACGCGCUUGGUCGAGAUCCUCACCUACUACCGGCAGGGACUACGUUACCAUAGGCCUUUAGUGGCUGCGGAUCCAAUGAAUCUACCCCUGAUUGACUGGAAUUCGCUAGCUCGCGACCUAGCUCACUGCCAGAAUACUCAUAGUGAGACGUGCAACGCCACACAACCAGCUUUCCGACAUCCCAUCCGGCUGAUCAAUUGCGAAUCACAGAAGAUUGAGCCGGCCGCAGCCGAUGCUCGAUAUGUCGCUCUCAGCUACGUCUGGGGGCUUUCCAAGCCUGUCUACGAAGUCCAUGGGGAUGACGCGGUUCUGCCAAAUCCCGUCGAAAGCACGAUCGAAGACGCCAUGUUUGUGGCCAAGACCAUCGGAUACAAAUACAUCUGGGUCGACCGAUUCUGUAUCAACCAGAAGGAUCCGAACAAGUUUCUGCAGCUUCGUCAGAUGGACUUGAUAUACCGGAAUGCCGACGUGACGAUCAUCGCCGCCGCGGGCGAGGAUCACAACUACGGGCUGCCGCACGUUCGUGACAAGAGAGCAGAGCCGCCCGCCGUCUGCAAAGUCGGGAAGUAUGUCAUCGCAGAGGUUGCCAACGAAAACAGACAGGAGAAUCUUGUCGUGGAGUCCAAGUGGAAUACGAGAGGGUGGACUUACCAGGAGGCCAUAUUUUCUCGGCGGCGGCUGGUCUUCACCGACCAGGGUGCAUCGUUCCACUGCAACACCACCGAGCUAUCCAGGGAGUCUGACGGACGGACGGUUCGUUACAGGAGAUUCUUGAGGGAGAAGAUGGCUCCACCGAGGCCGGUCUUCUCUGGACCCGGAAGGGCUCCUCAAGAUCUCGGCGCACGCAUGACUGAAUACUCCAAACGAGACUUGACGAACGGCUCGGACAUGCUCAAUGCAUUUCUCGGUGUUCUCGGCGCGUUCGAGGAAAGCCAGGGUCCUAUUUACCACCUUUGGGGCACACCGAUCUUUCCACUACGAGGAGGUUCUUCCGGAUCAUCAAGCAUCGCGUCCGAUGGGUUCCUCUACGCCUUCGUUUGGCAGAUGUUCGAGCCGGCUUCCCGUCGUGAUGGGUUUCCCAGCUGGUCGUGGAUGGGGUGGCACGGGCGUGUUAAGGACCUCCCUUACGAUUCAUCGAUCCUUGAUUGGAAGGGCGAGUCUGGUGUUGCGGUGUCCAUGGAGCUUUCAAAUGGCCAACUGCAGGAAUGGCCUCGACUUGUCGAACAGGAUUACUUCAAAGACGACUCGGACAAGCUCUCUCGCUUCAUCCACAUGUACGCUUGGACGGUAAAAGUCACUUUGGAGAGUUUGCCGUCCGGAGGGUGGCGAGCGGGAUUCCCUGACAGCCGUGGUGAGCUGGUUACGGAGGCGUUUGUCUUGGACGACGAGAUGCUACAAAGAGACGGAUACACCCAGGAAGAAAGAAAUCAGUCGUUUAUAUGCAUAUUCCUUGGUCCUCCCACAUCUAGCUUUGCCGCACUCCUUGUCCACCAACAUGAGGCUUUUGCUGAGCGUAUUGGGAUCAUGCGUCGGCCUCGAUUCCUGUCUAGACAUGAAGAUGGGCUGGAUUGGAUCACUCCAAAGUUGCAACGCCGUUCUAUAAGGCUAGGAUAA
Molecule: messenger RNA, 1761 nt
Organism: Diplodia corticola
Lineage: Eukaryota; Fungi; Ascomycota; Dothideomycetes; Botryosphaeriales; Botryosphaeriaceae
Exons: 1
Coding region: 1-1761 (586 amino acids)
Source: RefSeq, a predicted model, not a curated record